AUGGCCACACCGGGCCCCGUGCUGCGACGAACAGCAUUCGCAUCCUCAUUAUUUCGGACGGCAAAUGCUACCCGCACGCCUCGUGUACCGCUCCUUUCCUGCCAUCGCAUACUGCCCUUAGCUUCACAGACCCACUCCGCGCAAAUACGACACAGCUCUUAUUCAGGGCCGGCGAUUGGCGAGAACGGCAAGCCGCGCAAGAAAGUCACCAUUCAAACGCUGCAAAAUCUUUAUAAAAAGGGCGAGCCGAUUGCCAUGUUAACGGCGCAUGACUUUCCAAGUGCACAUGUGGCCGAUGCUUCGGGAAUGGAUGUCGUAUUGGUGGGCGAUAGUUUGGGAAUGGUCGCAUUGGGCUUGGACAAUACGACCGAGGUGGUGAUGGACGAGAUGAUUCUCCAUUGUCGGAGUGUAGCGCGGGCCACGAAAAGCGCUUUCAUUAUUGGGGAUCUACCGAUGGGCUCGUAUGAAGUCUCCGCCGAACAAGCCAUUGAAUCUUCAUUACGACUUGUGAAGGAAGGUCGGGUGCACGGCGUCAAGAUCGAAGGUGGCGAGGAGCUCGGACCUACAAUCAAACGCAUAACACAGGCCGGUGUCCCGGUGGUGGGUCAUGUUGGAUUGACACCGCAGCGACAGAAUGCCCUAGGUGGAUUCCGAGUGCAAGGAAAGACACGAGCUAGCGCCUUGCGACUGCUGCAGGAUGCACUGGCGAUGCAGGAGGCGGGCGCAUUCAUGCUUGUUCUUGAAGCUAUGCCGUCGGAAGUAGCGGCGAUCAUCACGGAAAAGCUUCGCAUCCCGACUAUCGGUAUCGGGGCUGGAAAUGGCUGCUCGGGCCAGGUUCUCGUGCAGGUGGAUAUGACGGGCAAUUUCCAGCCUGGUCGGUUUGUUCCCAAGUUCGUCAAACAAUAUGCGGACGUAUGGGGGGAGGCUGCGAAGGGUAUCUCGCUUUAUCGGGAUGAGGUCAAAAGUCGCGAGUUUCCUUCGGAGGAGUACACUUAUCCCAUCACGAAGGAGGAACUUGCCGAGUUUGAGAAGGCCGUGGAUGAGGUUUAUCGGAAAUCAUGA
Molecule: messenger RNA, 1062 nt
Organism: Penicillium brevicompactum
Lineage: Eukaryota; Fungi; Ascomycota; Eurotiomycetes; Eurotiales; Aspergillaceae
Product: 3-methyl-2-oxobutanoate hydroxymethyltransferase ECM31
Exons: 2
Coding region: 1-1062 (353 amino acids)
Biological process (GO): pantothenate biosynthetic process
Cellular component (GO): mitochondrion
Molecular function (GO): 3-methyl-2-oxobutanoate hydroxymethyltransferase activity; magnesium ion binding
Source: RefSeq, a predicted model, not a curated record